This is a messenger RNA of Leptosia nina, 1224 nucleotides long. The record is from the annotation of a GenBank genome assembly. Lineage: Eukaryota; Metazoa; Arthropoda; Insecta; Lepidoptera; Pieridae.
AUGGCUCAAAGAGAUCGCCGUUCUAAUGCUGGUAAUCGUAUGGCAAAGCUUUUGGAUGAAGAGGAAGAAGACGAUUUCUAUAAAACCACUUAUGGUGGGUUUCUAGAAACCGCAGAGGACCAAGAUUACAUAGAAGAAAAAGAAGUUGAUGAUGUUGUGGACUCAGAUUUUGAUAUUGAUGAAAAUGAUGAGCCUACUUCAGAUCAAGAAACUGAUGUUAAAGAAAAGAAAAAAAUUAGUGGAAAAGUGUAUAAGGAUCCAAACAGAAAGAAAAAGACCACAGUUGAAAAGAAAAAAGUUGUGGUUAAGAAAGCUAAAGAACCAAAGCCGAAAGAAAGUAAUGAUAAUGCUGAACAAACCGUUAAUACAUCUAUAGAAAGAAAAAUAAGACAGAGUACAGCUGUAAAAUCCGCUGAGACCCAGCAGAGAAUCAAAAUAAGAUCUGAGCUGAAGAAAAAGAAACCUAAGAAGGUUGAAGAGAAGGUCUUAACACAAGAAGAGUUAUUGGAAGAAGCUCUUAUUACUGAAAAGGAAAAUCUUAAAAGCUUAGAAAGAUUUGAACAAAGUGAAUUAGAAAGAAAAAAGGUCAGACCAACAAAGAAAACUAUUACAGGACCUAUAAUAAAAUACCAUUCUUUCGCGGUCCCUGUACCUAUGGAAGUCACAACUGAUGAUAAAACGAGCUUAACACCCAUGGACUUAAAUCUUAGUGAUCUUAUUAAAAAUGAAGAUGAUCUACCUUCAGAAGAUUUAACCGAUUGUAAAGAAACUACACAGACACAAGCAGAAACUGAAAAAAUUGAGGCUAAGGAGUCUUAUAAAGUGAACAUUGAAGUAGUCGGGCCAGAUGAAGAAAUAAAAGUGGAUGUUGUCUCUAAAAAAGAAAAUAAGCAAAAACUCAAAGAAAACAUAUCAUUCUACGAGAGAACCUUGCUGUCGUUCGAGAAUGAUAUUAAGAAUGAGGCAUUCGAUAGUUGCUACACUCAAAGUCGACCCAAGAGGAAACGAGAGAUGCUAUGUGCCGUCACCAAGCGACCAGCACGGUACAUAGACCCAAUAACGAAACUACCGUACAGAAGUGUAGAUGCGUUCCGUAUUAUUCGGGAAGCUUAUUACCAGCAGCUAGAGGCUAGAGGAGACCGCUCCGACCCCCAAGUUGCAGCUUGGUUACAAUGGCGACGCGCUGACACUGCUUCCACAUACGUACAGAUAAACAUUAAGUAA